UAUCUGUGGAGGGAGGUAGCGAAUGUGGGACUGUGUAGUUGUUGUGUAAGGUAGUUGUUAGUAAAAUAUGUUAUCUAAAGAACUGCGGACGCAGGCAUCAGAAUUCUUGAAGAGCAGGAAAAAUGCAAACAAUUUAAUUAGUAUCAUAUCAUUACUUGAGUGUUAUGUACUGUUCACAAGUCAGUGGUUUUAUAAUGAACCUGAAGAUUGCUAAAAUGCGAGACGAUGCAAGGAGCGUAAUUCACGGUGGCAAAAUAAAGAUAAGGGAAGUCCAUCAGCAUAACCAGAAAACUACUAAUUCAAUUCUGACUUUUAAACAUCUGAAAGUGUGGUCAAAUGAAGGAAAUGUACAACCCUGUAUUUUAGCGCUAGAAAUGAUAUUUACAGAAGUUUUAAAAAGAAGAGAAAUAUGCAGAGAUUUCACAGCUGCAGCCAAUGAACAUGAAGUAAAUGCUGAAACCAAAUAUCGAGUAUGGCUUCUAGAGUGUUAUGAGGACACUUUCAUGAGACUGCUUUCUAUAAUGUCAAAGCACAAAUCUUCCAUGCAGUUACAAGCCUUGACCACAAUGAUGAAACUACUCAGUUUAGAAGGGAAGUAUCCUGUUGAUUACAGGGAAAAUCAGGAAUACUAUUUUCCAGUUCAGAAGUUGCGUCCAAUUGUACUAGAACUACUAUCUUCUGAAUGCAGUAGAGAGAACCUCAUUGCACGAUUUCAAGAAUUCACUGCUUAUGAAGACGUUUUAUACUAUGUUUGGAAAUUACUGCCAACUAUUGUACUGAACAAGAAACAGCCCAAUGAGACAUUCAUAAAGAAUUUUCUUAGUUUAUUGGACAAAAUUCCAGUACCUAAACAGGGUGUUGGAAAUAAAGACAACUGGGAGUUUGUGCUUUGUGGCAAGGAAGGUGGCCCAGAUUUUGUGCAGAAUACUGAUCAUUUGCAUAAAUGGCUAAAUAGAGUGUGGAGUGCUGUAAUUCGUUGGGAGCAUUCUCCAGCAACUCACCAACAGUUAUUGGUCGUUCUUUUGGAAAGAAUAUUGCCACAUCUUGAUAAGCCACUGUUGCUGACAGAUUAUCUUAUGGAUUCCUUGGACAUGGGUGGAGCUGUCAGUCUGUUGGCAUUACAAGGAAUUUUUAUCCUCAUCAAGAAUCAUAACCUAGAGUAUCCAAACAUCUAUGGCAAACUGUACUCAAUGUUUGAGCCAGAGAUAUUUCAUACAAAAUAUAAGGCUCGCCUUUUCUACUUAUCGGAUAUGUUUCUGAGUUCCACGCAUUUAUCAGAACAUUUAGUGGCAGCAUUUGCAAAACGCUUGGCACGCCUUACGUUAGUGGCACCACCUCAAGAUAUCCACAUUAUUCUGAUGUUCAUUGGCAACUUGGUAUUACGACAUCCUGGCCUCAAGAGACUUUUUAAUCACCCAACAGGUGGUGAAGUAAGCUUAGAUCCAUACAUCAUGGAAGAACGUGACCCUCUCAAGAGUCAGGCUAUUGAGAGCUCACUGUGGGAACUACAUGCAUUGCAGAAUCAUAUUCUACCUAGCAUUGCUACAGCAGCGAAAUUCAUUAACAUGCCAUUACCAUCCGUUGAGUGGGACAUGAGCAAGAUUCUUGAAAAUUCUGCUGAUGAUAUUUUUGAAAAGGAAAUGAAGAAGAAGGUGAAAGAAAUUACACUGACAUUCGACAGACCUCAGUCUUUAACAUUGUCAAGGGGAGAAAGAGUGACACAAUAUUGGACUCUUACAUAAAUGCAUUUAUUUUGUAUUUCAAACCAAUUUCAAAUGUCUACUGUAAUUAUGACUUGUGUAUCUUGCAAUAAAUUUGUCUCCUUCUGUUGUAUACA
Messenger RNA from Zootermopsis nevadensis, 1837 nucleotides. NCBI's taxonomy places the organism in Eukaryota, Metazoa, Arthropoda, Insecta, Blattodea, Termopsidae. The record is from RefSeq and is a predicted model, not a curated record.